CCGCUCGCACCCGUCCACUUCCCGUUGGGUCUCGAGUCUACGCACACCUCGUAGCAGCAGUAUCAGGCCGACUCGCUCGCCUCUUACAUCUCCAGUCAACCAACUUUACCCAGUCGACUCAGGUAGUAUGUCUGUGCAGAUGCGAGUAGUGGUGGCGUUGGCUCUGGUGCUGGUGAUCGUAGCGGUGCUCACUGACCCCGUCAGCGCCGUCUACAGGAAGCCACCUUUCAACGGUUCCAUCUUCGGCAAGCGAGCAGGAGCCGACCCCCGUGAGUACACAGUGUUCGAGCCUGGCAAGGGACUGGCGUCAGUGUGUCAGGUGGCGGUGGAGGCGUGUGCCGCUUGGUUCCCCGUCCAAGAGAAGAAAUGAUUCUCUUGAGGUCCCAAGACGUGCGUAGUUGCCGACGUCACAACCAACAUAUCUCCAUUUCUCUCUGACUCCCUGACGUGAACGGCGGAUCUGAACCACAGUAUUCAAGACCAAAACGAUGGAUCUCUUUUUUUCCUCUUCCAGUUCAUCAGAAAACGUGAAAUAAUGAAAACAAAACACAAUUAUAAUCACAUUUAAGUCCUGUCUACGGUUUAUAUUCGCAGGUCACAAGUGUCAUUCAACCCUUACUAAGUAUAUGGUUAUAAUCUCAAUAUCUCCCGGAGUUUAUUCAAGAAUAUCCCUGAUCUGUGACUGCGUUAUGCUCACUUCGGGGCAUUGUUUACUUUUGAAAAGUUUUAUGGCCCUUGAGUGAGGAUAAUAUUCACUCUGUAGCAAGAUUCUGUUACCAUAAUUAAUAUAAACUAAUAUUUUAUCUUUUAUUUUUACCUUCCUUAUCUCCAAUCUUAUCGAAACAUCAGUAUCGGAGAGUUUAUGUAUGUGUCGUAAAAUGAGCGGUACAUUUUACUUUUUAUUUAUUUAUUUUUUAUUAUCAUAUGUAGUAAUAUAAGCCAAGACGGAUUCGUUCUUCUCGUAGGGGCGAACCUCCAUAUUAGCGUAAGAUAAUAAACAUAUGAAGAGGUAUAUCGCUGCUGUGUUAUUUUCACCCCAGUUAAUUACGAGAAGUAUAUUCUAUAGUCAAUUGUUUUACAGGUGUAAUCCCUUCCAAACGAACGCUGAAAUAUGCUCGUGUUUCUCAUAAGCUUCGAUAACAUUCUCAGACUGACGCUAAAUACUAAUUACCAAGAUCCUAAAUUAACACAAAAUGAGGAGGAAAUGCAAACUAAAUCAGUUUCAACGAGCCUCAACACCUGCACGACUGUAAAUGAAUAAUACAUACCUUGAAAAUAUUCGCCAUGAUUGAACACGAAGAUUAUAUUACAGUAAGUGACCUCCGAAGCCUUGACACACCACCACCAUCCCGGGCACUGACUCAUAGAAAACUGACUUCCGGACUGAUGAAUCACACCAAGGCAACGACACCAAAGAGGAUUUUCUUCUCUUUUUUUUGUCUAUCUUUAUCACACAAUACAUAUAAAACUACCAAUCAUCAUUAUAUUACUACAAAAAAAUAUUACUUUAAGAAAAUUAUAUAAUACUUCUUCUAAGGUAAUUUGUUUUCAAUUAAAGUAUUUCAUUGGCCCAGAUAGAAUGACUAUUACAAAUUAUGUAUAAAGAGCACAUUGUCCUAUUGGUAGUAACGUGAUGUUCCUUGUAACCUCAAUAAAUUAUACUAAAUCACGCUCAUGAAUUGGCUAAAAUUGGAUUCCAAUCAACGAAGUUAUUACAGGUUCAAUAAAUGUCACAAAAUGC
Homarus americanus (American lobster) is the source of this 1741-nucleotide messenger RNA. RefSeq names its product FMRFamide-related neuropeptides-like (gene SIFa). The transcript has 4 exons. The coding region runs from base 128 to 370 and encodes 80 amino acids. Lineage: Eukaryota; Metazoa; Arthropoda; Malacostraca; Decapoda; Nephropidae. The record is from RefSeq and is a predicted model, not a curated record.